Melozone crissalis (California towhee) is the source of this 2241-nucleotide messenger RNA. Its product is annotated as T-cell surface glycoprotein CD4-like. Gene Ontology annotation, molecular function: MHC class II protein binding; protein tyrosine kinase binding. Gene Ontology annotation, cellular component: membrane raft; external side of plasma membrane. The transcript has 10 exons. The coding region runs from base 1 to 2241 and encodes 746 amino acids. Gene Ontology annotation, biological process: interleukin-15-mediated signaling pathway; positive regulation of ERK1 and ERK2 cascade; T cell activation. Lineage: Eukaryota; Metazoa; Chordata; Aves; Passeriformes; Passerellidae. The record is from RefSeq and is a predicted model, not a curated record.
AUGGAGUUGAGUGGCACAGCCCUGAGCUGCACGCGUGCUGCCCUCCUGCUUCUGCAUCUGGGCCUGACCUCCAGUAUGGUUCCGAAAAAUGAAUUCCAGACUGGGCUUGUAGGAGGGGAGGUGACCCUGAACUGCACAGGCAUACUUCCUGAAUCACAAUUACCUCGGGACUCAGUUGUGAGAUGGAAGUACUCUGAUACUCUUCUAUGGUAUAUGGAAAAUAAGCUGAAAUAUUGGAAAAAAUCAACUUUCAUUACUGGCCGGUCUGACAUCAAGAUGCAGUACAAACAACUGAGCGUGAGGGAUUUGAAGCUCUCCGACGCCGGCAUCUACACCUGUGAAUACGGCACUCACAAAGUCCACACCUCACUGCACAUCGUUAACUUGGCAAUCUCUUUGGAUGGGCAUUUUCUGCAAAAUGAAGUGCCUAAGCUGAUUUUAACUCAAAAUUCACCCAGUCCUCUACCUGAUCUCAGCAUCACAUUGUUUGACAGUAACAAUAACAGAGUGACACCAGAAAUACAGAAGAAGAACCUUCAAGAAUACAUAGUGAAUUUAAAGAAACUGGAGACUAUGGACAGUGGGACCUGGGUGUGUCAGAUCCAUUCAGACUCUCCAUUGAUUAAUCAGAACAUCUCCUUUGCUGUGAAGGUAUUAGGUUUUCAGAAUCCAGAUUUGGAAAGAAAGUAUGCAACUGUUGAUAGUGCUGUCAUCUUGUCCUGGCGUCUGAACUCCCAGAAGAUAAAAUGGAAAAAAGGUUUCACAGGACAGCUAAAUUGGAAACAACAGGAAGGUGCAGAAUCUCAUGAGCUGCUUGAUUUCAACAUCACAGCAGAAGGACAGCUGCAUGAGACUAAAAAAAGCAACAACUUGUUGUUUGAGAUACCUGAAAGCAAACCUGAAAGUACCAUAGAAGUGAAGCUCCCCAAGGUCCAUUUCAAUCACUCUGGCCAGUACCAGUGCCAGCUGGAGUACGAAAGAAGACAUGCACAGAGCAAGAUAGAGCUGGUGGUGAUGAAAGUCUCAGCUGACCCUGCUGGGCCACUCUCCAGAGGGGCCAGUGUGACCCUGACCUGCCAGGUCUCUGGACUGCUUGCACCCGAUGCCUACUUGAGCUGGGAACCUGUGAAUGGCUCCAAGAUGGACAUUAAGAAAUCAAAGCAGCGUGAAGUAAAGCUGGAGGUGACCAUCAGCACUGCAGGGCUGUGGAGCUGUCACCUCAUAGAAGGCAGUGACAAAAAGAUCAGCUUUCACUACCACGUGGAGGAAGCUUCUGUUUGGAUUAUCAAUGUGAUUAUUGGAGCAAGCAUUGGAGGCAGUUUAUUGGCGUUUGCCCUUGGGUGCCUGUGCAUCAUCAGUGGUGUACGCUGGCAGCGGAGAAGGCAACGAGCAAAAAGGAUGGCACAAGCAAGACAACACUUGCUGGAAAACAAGACAUGUCAGUGUCAACAGAGGGCUGCACACGACGGGGAGCCGCCGAGCCUGGGCCGUGUCCGAGCCGGGCUCCGGGAGCGCGGCCGGCCGCAGCCCGCCCCGUCGGGAGCGGCGGAGGGGCCGGUGCUGCCGGGGCGGGGGCCGGUGCCGGGGCGGCGGCUCCCGCGCCCGUCCGCCCGUCCCGCCCCCUGGCUGCUCGGCCCGGCGGUGCUCCCGCCGCCGUCCCCCGCCGGCGCUCCCCGCCCCUCGCCCCUCGCCGAGCCCCGCCCGGCGGUGGCCGGAGCGCGGGGCCGGGGCGGCAGCCUGCGGCGGCCGGAGCUGCGGCGGCGGCCGGGCCGGGGGCCGGCACAGCCGGGCAGAGGCGCGCACAGCCGCGCGGGGCGCCCGUCGCCAUGGCAGCGCUUGCUCCGGCGAGAGGGCGGCGCCGCCGCCGCCGGGCACGGCCGCGCCCCGGGGCGCCCCGCGGGCUCCGCGGCCCCCGCCCAGCCCAGCCCAGCCCCGGCCGAGCCGCUGCGCUCCGCCGCCGCCGCCGGGCGAGGCGAGGCUCGGGACGGCCGGAGCCCCGCCGUGGCCGGGCCGCCGAGCGGGGGCCGGGGGGGCGGCGGGGCAGCGGCGCGGCUCGGCCCGGCCGGCCGCGUCUCCCGGCAGCCCGGUUCUGUGCGCGCUCCUUUGCAACCAUUCUGGGUCACCUUCCCCUGCGAGCCCCCUCCCGCGCCUCCCCUGCAUCGGCGGCCCCGCGAGCGGCUCCCGAGCUCUCCCCCGCUGUGGGAUGGGCGGUGGGGCGCACCAGGGAGCGCGGCCAGGUGA